This is a messenger RNA of Impatiens glandulifera, 1342 nucleotides long. RefSeq lists its product as uncharacterized. NCBI's taxonomy places the organism in Eukaryota, Viridiplantae, Streptophyta, Magnoliopsida, Ericales, Balsaminaceae. The record is from RefSeq and is a predicted model, not a curated record. Gene Ontology annotation, biological process: positive regulation of cytoplasmic translation. The transcript has 7 exons. Gene Ontology annotation, molecular function: single-stranded RNA binding; translation regulator activity; zinc ion binding. Gene Ontology annotation, cellular component: cytoplasm. Bases 26 to 1195 code for a protein of 389 amino acids.
UUGAAUUGUUAUCCAUUUUCGGAGAAUGUCGUCAAUCUUCUCAUCUUGUCGAGUUUUCGCACCUCCAUGGUGGAUGAUUCAGAAGAAGACUAAGAAUGUCGAAUACUCUGAUUUACUCAAUUCCAAGAAGAAAUUCCAUUUCCCCUUCACAUUAUCUUCUUCUUCUUCACCAUUAAGCGAUGAUUCUACUUCUCCGCUAAUCAAACGCCAGGUUAAGAUAGGAUAUGAUCCUUCCGAAGAUCUUUUCGGACUCGAUGUUGAUCUAAACCCUCUCAGGAGACCCGUCUCUGGUGCAUUAGAAGGCAGGAAACUAAGAUCUUGGUUCGGUCCAAAUGGUCAGUAUAUCAAAGAGUUACCUUGCCCAAGCUGCAGGGGAAGAGGUUAUACUCCAUGUGCUGAUUGUGGAAUAGAGAGAUCUAGACAAGAUUGUUCACAAUGCUAUGGAAAGGGCAUAAUGUCCUGCAGUCAGUGCUUGGGAGAUUGUGUUAUUUGGGAAGAAGCAAUUGAUGAACAGCCAUGGGAGGAAGCCCGCUCCAUUUCUCCCUUCAAAGUAAAAGAGGAUGAUGAGGUAGACAAUUUGGACAUAAAAGUGGAUGUGAAGAGGAGGACUAAGCGCGUUUACCAGUCACCUUCCCCUGAAGUUGGUCUUAAGAUCAGCAGAUCACUAAAAAGCCUCAAUGCCAAAACUGGAUUAUUUAGCAAGAGGAUGAAGAUUAUACAUCGUGAUCCUCUGCUUCAUGCCCAGAGAGUGGCUGCCAUUAAGAAAACAAAAGGCAUGCCAACUGCAAGAAAACAAGCAUCUGAGUCCAUGAAAGCUUUCUUCAAAAAUCCAGAAAAUCGUCGUAUGAGAAGUAUUUCCAUGAAAGGGGUGAAAUUUUACUGCAAAAAUUGUGGACUUGAAGGGCAUAGAAGACACUAUUGUCCGGCACUUAAAGAGGACAGGUCUGUUGACAGACGGUAUGAAUGUCGCCUUUGUGGGGAGAAAGGGCAUAACAUGAGAACAUGUAGGAAACACAAUUCAACUGAAUCGGUAGAAAAUGUUUCAAGGCAUUAUCAGUGCAAAGUAUGUGGUAAACAUGGCCAUAACAGAAGAACUUGCCCACAAGCAAGUGACAUGAAACCAGAUAUCACUAAUGACAAGAAUGAUGGAUCUGUUUCAUCUGAUUCAUCUUGUUCUCAUUUGAAUAGCCAUUAGGCCAGAGAUCUGUGUACAACUGAAGAUUUAUUGCUCAAUUGAUUCAUAGCAAGAAUGAUUUCUUGUUUUAGUUUGGGAGUACUAGUUACAAGUUACCACAGACUUAUCAAACGUUUUUUUCGUUUUAAUGGAUUUGUUGUUUGUUAA